AUGGAUCCGCUUGCUUUAGAGGUAUGGCUAGAUCUCAUGGUACGCAAGCUUGAUAGCAUGGCAGUGCCUACAGACCGAUUGAAAAUCUCUUUAACAGCCUCUAUAUUUAUGGGAGAUGCCGAUAUCUGGUGGAGGUCCAUGACCAAUAUCCAUGAUAUGGAGGUGAUGACUUGGGAGGAGUUCAGGACAUUGUUCUUUGAGCGCUUCUUUCAUAGGGCUAUGAGGUGGGAGAUGAGGAUACAGUUCACAGAUGAGACCAGGGCAAUGAAAUUUCAUAAUGGACUACAUCUUGACAUUAGGCCACGGGUCUCAGUUCUUGAUUUGAGGACUUACAGAAAGGUGGUCCUAAGGACAAUGCUAGCUGAGGUAGAGGAACAGGAUCAGUUGCGGAUCAGGGGUUCACACAAGCAGCCUCGCAGCGACGCUCCGUCAUCUUCCGGGAAUCAGUGGAAGAAGGCUAAGGCAGGGAACACUACACACUCACAGGGGGCACCACAACAGAAUCGGUCUGCAUCUACAGUUCCUGCUAGUAAGCCUACAGCUUCGACGAAGGGGUUUCAGGGGACUUACAACUACUACAAGCAACCUGGUCAUAUGAGGAAGGAUUGCCCUCAUCUACGGAGCAGGGCACGGAGUGGCACAGAGGCUCUAUGCCUACUGCUUCAGGACAUUAGUCGGGUCACCAGGGUAGUUCUCAAUAGUCAAGGGCUCAGGGAUGAGCUUAUGCAUUGCCACAGGCCGAUACUUCCGCUGGGACUUCUACAGUUCGAGGUCAUGCAGCGGGAUAGUUUCCUUUGUGUUGACACACCAGUUGGGAGUCCAGUGUCCUUAGACUGUGUUUGUCAGGGUUAUGUUAUUGAGAUGGCUGGGCAGAUUUUAGAGUUCGAUUUCAUUGUUUAUAACAUGACAGGCUUUGACGUCACCCUCGGGAUGGACUGGUUGUCGUUCUUUCAUGCCACGAUCGAUUGCUUCGGCGGGCGAGUGUCUAUUUACACUCCCAUAGGAGAUUGUUUUCACUUCAUGGGAGAUCAGAGAGAUUCUCACUCGACAAUGACUUUUAGUAUCGGUGACUGGAGUCGCUAUAGGUCUUACUUGGCUAGCCUAUUAGCUGAUGAAGACAACUAUUUGGGUUGCAUUUAUCCAGCAGUUGUUGUGAAGUUUCUGGACGGUUUUCCAGAGGAGUUGAUAGAGCUUCCUCCUCUUCGGGAAGUUGUCUUUGCCAUCGACGUCAUUCCUGGUACUGCACCGAUCUCUAUGGUACUUUCCCAGAUAAAUGGUCAAAAUCGGGAUUUUAUGCUGAUAGCGAAACCUACCGAGUCGUUGCCGGUCGUUCAGAGCAAGCUAAGAGUUACAUUAGUGAAGUUUGAAGCAAUUGAAGCCUUUUACUCUGUUCAGUAG
Messenger RNA from Cornus florida, 1398 nucleotides. RefSeq lists its product as uncharacterized. Lineage: Eukaryota; Viridiplantae; Streptophyta; Magnoliopsida; Cornales; Cornaceae. The transcript has 6 exons. The record is from RefSeq and is a predicted model, not a curated record. Bases 1 to 1398 code for a protein of 465 amino acids.